This is a messenger RNA of Apis cerana (Asiatic honeybee), 2110 nucleotides long. RefSeq names its product ADP-ribosylation factor 2 (gene Arf102F). The record is from RefSeq and is a predicted model, not a curated record. Gene Ontology annotation, molecular function: GTP binding; GTPase activity. Lineage: Eukaryota; Metazoa; Arthropoda; Insecta; Hymenoptera; Apidae.
AAUCGUUAUUAUAAUUUUAAUCAAAUUACAUAUUAUUUUUCAUUAUUUUGUUAUUAUAUAAGAAUAUACAUGUAGCGUUUUCUACUAUUUACGAAAAAUCUUGAAAACUAUUCUUGUGGAUAUAGAAAUCUUAAACUAAAGGAAUAUCUAUAUACAUUUUUAUUCUUCGUUUCUUCUGACAAACAUUUUGCUUUAAGUUGGCAAUGAAUAAUGUUUCCUAAAUUUCGUAAGCUUAAAGUCUAAAUGAAUGAAAGAAGAGUAUAAGGUACUGUAAUAAUAUAGAAUACAAAAAAAAUUAAUUUAAACUUGAAGAUAAAAUAUUUACUAUUUAUAUUUCGAAUUUAUAUGAAAGUUAUAUAUGAAGCAGAUAAUUGAUAUAUAAUUUAUUCAUUUUUAAAAAAUUCAUUUUUUAAAUUAUUAUUCAAUACUAUUUUAUACAAUUCAAUACAUUCUAUACAAAUUCAAUACUAUUCUAUACAAAUAUUUAAAAUAAUAUAUUAAUAUUAUUAUCAAUACAAUAUUAAAUUUCAUAAUGAAAGCGAAGAAAUUACUUAUUAAAAUAUUUGAUUUUUUGAUAAAUUUAAUUUUUUUGUAAAAUUGUCAAAAUAAUAUUAUUUAUAAAUUAUCAUGAAAAAUCCUUUGUAAUAAUAAUUUUACAAUCAAAAUAUUUUUAAAAAUUCUUUAAAUAUAAAUUAUAAGAAAAUUGUCUUUGAAUUGCGCGCUUGGUUAUAUAGUUAAGGGUUAUGGCAGAAUUCAUUGACUUGUUUUCUAUUCAGUAUAUUGUGACUUAUGAAUUUUAAUAAUGAAAUAAUUAUCUCAAUUUAUUUCUUGAUUAUAUCUAUAAAUUUUAGGAUGCUGUAAAAAGAAAUGAUUGUUUUAAAAUCUGCAGUAAUAUUAGUAGCAUUUACAAUUAGUACUUUAAGCUAGGAGUUGGCGUGCGUGGCCAAUUUUGCCAACUAUUUCCGGAAUAAUAAGUUUCCUUGAGGUGACGUUUGCUAUUAUUGUCUGUAAGGUGUGUUAACAUCAUUAUAAACGUCGUCAUAUUUCUAAAAUUUUAAAUACUAUUUUUUUCAUGCGAAAUAUCAUAUUAUCGAAAUAAAUAAAACAAUACAUAGCAUCAAUUUUACCAAGUAAAAAAGUAUUAGUUUAAGUAUUUUGAAUUAGAGCUUUUUUAAACAAAAUGGGCCUAACAAUUAGUAGCCUACUUACUCGGCUUUUUGGUAAAAAGCAAAUGAGAAUAUUAAUGGUGGGUCUGGAUGCUGCUGGAAAAACUACUAUAUUAUAUAAACUAAAACUUGGUGAAAUUGUCACAACAAUACCUACUAUUGGUUUCAAUGUUGAAACUGUUGAAUACAGGAAUAUAUGUUUUACGGUAUGGGAUGUUGGUGGUCAAGAUAAAAUCAGACCACUUUGGAGACACUAUUUCCAAAAUACACAAGGUCUCAUCUAUGUUGUUGAUAGUAAUGAUCGGGAACGUAUUGGAGAAGCAGAACGUGAAUUAGCAAACAUGUUAAAAGAAGAUGAACUAAGGGAUGCAGUUCUUUUAGUUUUUGCUAAUAAACAAGACUUACCAAAUGCUAUGUCUGCAGCAGAACUUACAGAUAAAUUAGGAUUGAAUUCUUUACGUGGACGUCAUUGGUAUAUUCAAAGUACUUGUGCUACUCAAGGACAUGGACUCUAUGAAGGACUUGAUUGGUUGAGUAAUGAAUUAGCUAAAAAGUGAUAAAAUACUAUAUCCAUAAUCUUCAUGAACAAUUUAUUCAUUGAGCAUGGACGUAGAAGACAUGUUGCAAUUUCCAUUUUGUCAGAUUACGCACUAUGUGUACGAUUUAAUACCACUGUGAUUGUAAUUUUUAAGAGGAAAACUACUUGAAAUAAUAGAAUAUAACUUGACUGUCUCAGAGAUUAAAAAUUGACUGAGUCAGUAUUGAAUGCUAAAGCAAGUUUUAUUUUCAAAAUGAAAUUUUAUUUUAAAAGAAAAGCUGUAAAAUAGAUGAGUGCAUAAAUUUAUCAGUUAUAUAUUAUUUGUUUGCUAAUCAAUAGAAUAUUGUGAGUUUAUUUAAAAAGUGUAUCCUGAAUUUAUAAUAAAUAUAAAAUAUUUCUACAUUAA